AAUCAAAUUUCGAUUUCUUUCUUUUUUAUAUGUCGAUUAGACCGAUUAAUGUCGGUUUAAACGGUUGUUUUUCGCGUCGUCUACAAUGAAUCUGUUACGAGAUCACAUUCAUCUGGCCGGCAGGACGGCAGAGAUGUCGGGCACAUGGUACUAUCCCCCGACGGUGUUGGACGAGGACGGUUACCUGUGGGGCAGCUGUGCCGACCACUUGGACAGGAUGUUCGAGAACCGGGCGGCCAUGCGGUAUUACUACAAGUCUGUGCAGCCGGACGCGCCGGUGCCGUUGAUAGGCCGCAAGGAACACGUGGCAGUGGCAGUGGCGUUCGUCGAAAACCUUAUCACUUACUAUCAGCCCCUUUUGGCCGUGGACGGACUACGUCACGAACUCAGGAUUCAGGCGGUGGCGUUGAUCAACGAGGCAAAAGUGCUGCUAAACUUCUUGACUUCUAUGAGGCCUUGA
Molecule: messenger RNA, 460 nt
Organism: Adelges cooleyi (spruce gall adelgid)
Lineage: Eukaryota; Metazoa; Arthropoda; Insecta; Hemiptera; Adelgidae
Exons: 1
Coding region: 86-460 (124 amino acids)
Source: RefSeq, a predicted model, not a curated record